CGCUUUUUCGGUAUUUCGCCUCAUACACGGUCACACCACCGCACUGUGGAUUUUUCGCAAUUUGAUAUUAAUUUUAUUUAAUCGGAUCGAGCAAAAUGUUUCUCACACAAGUCUGCAAGCCCUAGGCACUUGCUUUAAGUUCAACUACAGUCGGUUUGCUGGUGCAGCCCUUCACCUACGCAGGUGAAAAACGUAGAGAAACGACCAGAGCCCUGGUGAAACAGAGGCGGCGAAGGAGUGUCGUUGAAGAGGGAGGAGCAGAGGCGGCGAAAGGCAAAAGUCUUUUAAGGCGAACUAACACAAAAGCCAGGUAACUUAAGCCAUGGAGAGUCCUUGUGAAUCUGAAAGUUCGCUGGAUGGCGGCACCAUGCUCCCCCCGAGUCCAGUUUCCCGAGAGCAGCUCCAGAAGAGGAUCGAAUCGCUGACCCAGCAAAACAAGGUGCUGAAAGCUGAGCUGGACACUUUCAAGACCAAGUGCAAGGUGGUACAGGAGGAGAAUCGCUGCCUCAAACAGGCCUCUGUCAUCAUUCAAGCCAAAGCCGAGCAGGAGGAGGAGUAUAUCUCAAACACGCUACUAAAGAAGAUCCAGGCGCUUAAGAAGGAGAAGGAGACAUUAGCACACCACUACGAGCGCGAGGAGGAGUGCCUGACCAACGAUCUCUCCCGGAAGCUCGACCAGCUGCGACAGGAGAAAUGCAAGCUGGAGCAAACACUCGAGCAAGAGCAGGAGUGCCUUGUUAACAAGCUCAUGCGCAAAAUUGAAAAGCUCCAGGCGGAGACUGACAACAAGCAGACAAACCUCGAACAGCUCCGUCGUGAAAUGGUCGAGCUGGAGAACACACUAGAGCAGGAGCAGGAGGCUCUCGUGAACAAGCUGUGGAAGCGUAUGGAUAAACUGGAGACAGAGAAGCGUUCGUUGCAAAUCAAGCUGGAUCAGCCCGUCUCCGAUCCGACCACGCCACGAGACAUCUCAAACAAUGCCCAUGCUAACGGCGGCGAUACGGCCACCAGUUUGAGUGCUCACAUCCAGACUCUGCGCUCGGAAGUGCUGCGUUAUCGUUCGGAUUUGGCCGCUGCCCAGAAAGAGGCCACCAUCAAAACGCAGCAGUAUGCACAGGAAGAGAAAUCCAUACGGGAGGAGAAUGCCCGCUUGCAGCGUAAGCUAAAGCAGGAGGUGGAACGUCGGGAGGCCCUGUGCCGGCACCUUUCCGAGUCGGAAUCCUCACUAGAGAUGGAUGAGGAGCGCUUUUACAACGAAAACCUGAUGGCUGGCGGUUCCUUUGCAGUAGCAAAUGCGGCAGCGGCGGCCGCAGCAUCGGCUGUCAGUGCCCAGCGGCAGCGCACCAUCAGUAGUCCCGUCUCCCACAGUCCCUCGAGCAGCCGGCCCCUCAGUCCGGGCAAUGCGGUACAAAACCGUUGCUACGCCUGCGGCCAGCUUGUGAAUCGUCGUGCUAGCGAACGCUUUAUCAAGCCAGCACUGCCAACGCCCAUGCUGGGCCUAAACACUUCCGCACCCAAUGUGCUUACAUCUACGAACCCCCUGCUCGGCAUCAUGGGCACCGGCGGCAGCUCCUCUUCGUCGGCUUCUGUGUCAGCUGGGAAUGCCGCAGGCGGCUUUCUCUCGAAUUUAGGCGGCGAACGCCUUAGUUUGGGUUCGAUGCCUUCGUCUGGCGGCAGUGCCACCUUUCUGGCUGGAGGGGGUGGAGGAGGACUGCUGGCACAGCUCACCGGUAACUCCAGUGCAUCGUCGUCGUCGUCCAAUUUGAUGAACAUCAGCCUGAACAACUCGUCCAGCGGCAACCUGGUCAACAGUAGCAGCAACUCCUCACUGUCGGCGUUCACGCCAACCAAUCCGCCCAGCUCGGCGGCCACGGCCUUCAUCCAGCCAGCCAGUCCAAUGGACACGUCCACCUGCAAGGAUUAGGAGGAUGCAGGUGCUCUGCCACCGGGAUACAGAAGGAGGUCAUGACUUAUUUUCACUUUCACACACUACACGAAAACACACACUAUAUUCAUAAACACGCACGCAUGCAAGCCACCAGUUUAACGACGGUAAAAAAGUAAGAAAACAUAGAGAAAAGUUGAGAAAGUAACUAUCGUAAGCUUCUCCAAGGCGCGACUCAAAGUCGCCUCAUUUAUAUAUGGUUAAUAUGUAUAUGUAUGUUCUAUUUGAUCAAAAUCUCUUAAAAAACCUUUCAAUAUUGGAAUUCCUAAGCGAACGAAUAUUUAACGCUAAUGUUUAAGAUUUAAAUGUUUUCUACUUUCGCUCGGUUCCAGUUAAAGUUAAGUGAAACACAUCUGAUAAUGAGGAUUUGGAGGAUAUAGAGGAUUUAGAGGAGGAGGAUGGACAGCACACGCUAACCAGAUCGUAUGAAUUUAUAAAAACAGUGAAUUCUAUUCAUGUCGAAACCAUUUUCCCACAAUUCCUUUGCAUGUGGGUCUAAAAAUUUUGAAGUAUGUUUAUGUAAGCCAACAAAAAUAAAGUUCAACAAUUUAAAAUUAAAACAA
Molecule: messenger RNA, 2508 nt
Organism: Drosophila eugracilis
Lineage: Eukaryota; Metazoa; Arthropoda; Insecta; Diptera; Drosophilidae
Product: coiled-coil domain-containing protein 6
Exons: 5
Coding region: 323-1924 (533 amino acids)
Source: RefSeq, a predicted model, not a curated record